Dendroctonus ponderosae (mountain pine beetle) is the source of this 1723-nucleotide messenger RNA. RefSeq names its product facilitated trehalose transporter Tret1. Bases 163 to 1662 code for a protein of 499 amino acids. Gene Ontology annotation, molecular function: sugar transmembrane transporter activity. Gene Ontology annotation, cellular component: membrane. The record is from RefSeq and is a predicted model, not a curated record. The transcript is spliced from 3 exons. NCBI's taxonomy places the organism in Eukaryota, Metazoa, Arthropoda, Insecta, Coleoptera, Curculionidae. Gene Ontology annotation, biological process: carbohydrate transport; transmembrane transport.
AAAAGCGAAAUCUCAGUUUACACGUUUUAUUAUCUUCAAUUGAUGAUAACAACUGAAGCAUUGGACGGUCCCAAGUGCCACAUAAUUAUGUGAGAAACGACGACAAACUAGUUCAACCCCGGGUAUCACUUCAAAUACGGCCGUGUGUAAUUUAUUGGAAAAAUGUCUGAAACCAAAGAACAUCCCCGGGUCGUCCCAUACAGAUAUAAUGUGGUGGCGGGAUCAGAAGAGGAUGCGAAGAAAGGCUCAGAAGGACAAGUGGAUAUUCAAAUUGGGAAAAUUGACGCUCUUCCACCCAGUAGGGCGUUUCUUUACAUUGCAGCGUGCACAGGAAACCUAGCAGCUUUUACAUGCGGUAUUACCCUGGGAUGGACAUCACCUGUGCUCCCAAAGCUUCAAGACUUAUCGUUGUCUCCUCUUAGCGAAGUGGUUUCUGUUAGUGAUGCCGGAUGGAUCGGAUCUCUUUUGCCUUUAGGGGCGUCCCUAGGCCCUUUCAUUGUAGGAGCCGCCGCUGAUAAAAUCGGCAGAAAAAAGACUCUGCUCCUAGGCAACAUCCCCUUCAUCGUGGGAUUUCUGCUCAACAUCAUGGCCACUAACGUCUACUACCUGCUGGUAUCCAGAUUUAUCUGCGGCGUUUCCGUCGGACUUACCUUCACAGUCUUACCAAUGUAUACGGGGGAAAUCGCCGAAGAUGAAGUGCGAGGAACCUUGGGCACCUACUUGCAACUGUUCACUGUUAUCGGGUUGCUGUUUUCCUUCGUCCUCGGCCCAUACAUUCCAGUCACUUUAUUCAACGCUGCCUGCAUUGUUGUUCCGUCAAUCUUCCUCGUCGCCUUCUUUUUCUUCAUACCGGAAAGUCCGUCGUUUCUUCUGAGCGUCGGCGAAACUGAUGCCGCAGAGCAGGCUUUGAUGAAACUGAGGAACCGAUCGGCGCCAAGUGAAGUUCGUGAAGAACUUCAAGCCAUGCUAGUGGAGGUGAACAAAUCACUAGACUCCAAAGGCUCAUUUAUGGAUAUUUUCAAGUCCAAGGGUCUUUUGAAGGCCUACCUACUAAGCAAUGGACUGCUGGUGUUUCAGCAAGUUUCUGGUAUCAACGUCGUCCUGUUUUUUGCUCAGACUAUUUUCCAGGACGCAGGAGUGGCGAUGAAGCCCGAGCUUUGCACCAUCAUGAUCGGCGUAGUCCAAGUGGUAUUCACCGGAUUAACUUCCGGACUAAUCGACAAACAGGGAAAGCGACUACUGUUGAUGCUGUCGGCUGUAGGAAUGACUGUAGCCCAGGGCGGAUUAGCCUACUAUUUCUACUUAAAAGACUCAGAUAGCGACGUUUCCGCCUUUACAUGGCUCCCAAUCGCCUGCCUAAUCGGCUACAUAAUCACGUUCUGUCUGGGCUUUGGGCCCAUUCCAUGGGCGGUUAUGGGGGAAAUGUUCCCUGCCAAUGUUAAGUCGGUCGCCUCAAUGACUACAGGAGCCACAUGUUGGUUCCUGGCUUUUCUGCUGACAAAGUAUUUCUCAGCCGUGGUGGGACUCAUUGGGAAGGCUGGGAGUUUUGGACUGUUUGGAGGCUGUUGCGCUUUGGCGUUCGCAUUUGUUUACAAGUUCCUGCCCGAAACCAAGGGGAAAAGUUUACAGGAGAUCCAGGAUAUGCUCAGCGGGAAAAGUUAGAUGAAAGCUACGUAGCUUGGUUUGUUUAUUUAUAAUUCAUUAAAGACUUGGGAGUUUGGAA